Molecule: messenger RNA, 2386 nt
Organism: Lingula anatina
Lineage: Eukaryota; Metazoa; Brachiopoda; Lingulata; Lingulida; Lingulidae
Product: sodium-dependent glucose transporter 1B
Molecular function (GO): D-glucose transmembrane transporter activity
Source: RefSeq, a predicted model, not a curated record
CACGGUUACCACAAGUGUAGCAUAGUGACCUGUGAAGCGCGGAUUGUCUCGUAUUGGGCAGUUGGAAGGAGAAAGCUGUGAGUGUUGUAAGCCGGUGUGGAGAACCCAAGGGUCUGUGUAACAGAGGGUCCGCCCUCCAUCAGAUUCAUAGGGGCCAGGGAGAGUAUGACGUAAAUAGGACAAAAUCAAGGACAGAGCUCAGAUCUGUAGAAAUCAAUGGGCGCCGGAUCCUGCAACAAAAUGGAAUUAUCUCGUACUUGUGCACGGCACAGCUUAGACAUAUUUAGUGCAUGCAUAUACCUAUAGCGGCCUCUCUGGCAAAAAGCUACUUCAUCCUAAUAACUCACGGAAUCUCUUGGACUCCAAAAGUAUAAGCGAAAGAGUGGGUGAAACAUUCUGGUGACCAGAGAGGCACAAUUGUGCUUCUCUCUUUAUGAGAUCUGUACUUUAUUUCAUUAACUCACAGAAUUCCCUGAAGUCCAUACGGCUAAACUACUCGUAUCUUUUUAAAUCGCGUUCACGAGACCGUCUAGAAAGAACGGCGUGUCCGAUAAUGUAUCCAUGUAUCUCAUAUCUCACCAAGCUGGGGAUCGCAGAACGGAGAUAAAUAGAUAAGUAUAAUACACGAGGUACAUUGCCGCUAUAGACACCAUUCCAUCACUCAGAAAAUAUGGUUCGUGAUGGUAAGAAUAUGGAGGGUGACAAUGGGAAGUCUCCGUCUCUCCAUCCUGAGGAGAAGGUUAAUGAAACCAGCAGAUCUUAUCAAGGCUUAUCAAAGACGUUCUUAGUGAUGAAAACCAUUGUUAUUACACUAGCUAUGGGCUGUGAGGGACUGAUCCAUGGGAUGGUGAACCCCACCCUGGUGGACCUGGCAUCUCUGUACCAGGUCGACUAUGAGAAGAUAUCUGACGGUCUGACAGGUCGCAGUGUGGGGCUCUUCACGGCGGCUGUGGCAGGGGGCUAUUUAUAUGCUAGGUUUCCAGACAAACAAGACAUCCUGUUUGCCCUCAGCAUGUUUUUAUUGGGAGCUUCUACCGCCCUUAUACCCUGGGCCAAUGCCGUACCGCUUCUGGAUGUGUUGACCUUCUUGCAAGGGCUGGGAUAUGCUUUAACAGUGACAGGAGGAAAUCUGGCGUGUAUUGAGAUGUGGGGCAAAUCGGCAAUUAUUCCUCUUCAUAUAACUCACGUCGGAGUUGGGGCAGGGGAGACGGUGGCGCCUCUAUUGGUCGAACCUUUUCUGGCGCCAUUGUGUUCUCAGUAUGGUAACACUACACCAGUGGAUAUGACCACAGCCGCGUAUGAAAUCCUGAGAGAUUAUGAACUCCUUAAUGAGAAGAAAAGAGGAGCAAACUCUACAUUAUGUGGACCAACAAGAAUCCAGAUACCAUACGCAGUGGCUGGUGGCAUCAGUUGUACAGUCAUGGUUUCUUUCUUGGUGCUAUAUUUAUCUAAUCCAAAGAGGGCAGUAGCUCAAAAGCGAACAACCACUGAAAGCAACGAUGUGCACUGUAAAAGGAGCGUCAAAGCCAUCCUCAACCCUGCGUCUUACACAGGUGGUCGACUCUGCUUCGGCGUUCAGUUCCUCGCCUUAUACUUCUUUCUGCUAUUCGCAUAUGAAGUGGCAAGAAUUCCUUUAAAUAGCUUUCUAUACGCUAUCGCAGUCGAAACCGAUCUCCAGUUCACGGAACCCACGGCAACGCUUCUACUUACAGUCUUCGGGGCAGCAUACGCUCUGGGAAAAGUCGUCCCUCUUUUUCUGUAUCCUUGCGUAUCAAUACAAGCCAUCUUCGUGGUAGAACCGAUUUUAGUUUUAACAUUUCUUUUACUGUUGACUUUCUUGGGACUUCAGAGCCAGUCUAUGUACUGGGUAUUUACGUGUAUUUGUGCCGUUGCUACAGCGCCGCUGUUUUCAACUGCCUUAUCGUGGGUCAAUGAAUAUAUCAAAGUCGGGGCAGCCAUAUCUGCGUUGUCAACUAUUGGAUACUCUCUUGGAGGUAUAGCAGGACAGCCAUUGGCUGGAUACGUUUAUCAGUUUUACGGAGCCCCACCCUUACUGUAUAUGGCGAGUGGGUGUGCAGCUCUCUCGAUGGUUCUCGUGAUAACUUUACAGGCGGUUGCCACGUGUAAUUCAAACUGCACGUGGUCACAAAAUGAUGUUGCUUCUAAGGAAUCACUGAUUAAUUGAUUUGUGUAUAUACUUGAGAAACACCUGUGUGGUUAUCAAGAUGUUAAUUUCAUAAACACAGCCAAAUUUCGAAGCACAAAUAUGGUCCUGGUGAUCUGUUCUGCUGGUAUGAAACGAUACUCAAAAUCACAAACUGAGCUGCAUAUUUCUUCAAACCUAUUUACUAAUCUUUAUUACUUUAUAUUUCUGCCUGUCUGUCUG